UGGUCCAAGGAAGGAGCCCACGUGGGUCGGGUUUCGGGGUCUGCGCGGGCAGUGGGCGCCAUGGGCAAGCUGCGCCGGCGCUACAACGUCAGGGGGCGUCAGCAGGCGGCCCCCGGGCCCGCCCAGGGUCCCCCGGAGCCGCCCGCUGUGCGGCUGGAGCUGCAGGACAAGGACACACUGAAAGGCGUGGACACGAGCAAUGCACUGGUCCUGCCCGGCACGCGCAGGAAGAAGGCCCGAGCCCCGCCCCUGUCCAAGAAGGAGAAGAAGCCCCUGACCAAGAGAGAGCGGAAAAUGCUUCAGAGAGUCUUAGAGCAGAAGGAGAAGAAGAACAAACGAGCCGAACUGCUGCAGCAGCUGAGCGAAGUUCAGGCCCCGGUCUCGGAGCUGAAGCUCUUGUACACCACGUCCCAGCUGGGCACAGGGCAGCGCAUGUACCACACCAAGGAGAAGCUGGACGAGGCCCUGGCCCCAGGUCAGAAGGUCAGCAGCCUCAGCGGGGCGCACCGGAAGCGCCCCCUUUCUGAGUCGGAGGAGGAGAGCUCAGACCAGUUAGAGGUGGACGAGGCCCCUGCCGGCCAGCAGAGUGAGGUGGCCACAGGUCCGGAGGCAACGUGCCUGCCCCACAGGGCCAGCGCCGAGAGCCCCCCGCCCAGCACUCCCCCUGCUCCGCCUGGGACCCCUGCGGCCCCCCCGGAGGCAGCCACCAGGCAGACCCGGCCCCCCUCGAAGCCGGCCGUCUUCAUCCCUGUGAACCGCACCCCAGAAAUGCAGGAGGAGCGGCUGCGGCUCCCGAUCCUCUCGGAGGAGCAGACCAUCAUGGAGGCGGUGGCCGAGCACCCAGUGGUCAUCGUGUGUGGCGAGACAGGCAGUGGCAAGACCACGCAGGUGCCUCAGUUCCUGUAUGAGGCCGGUUACAGCAGUGAUGGCAGCGUCAUCGGCAUCACAGAGCCCCGCCGAGUGGCCGCCGUGGCCAUGUCCCAGCGCGUGGCCAGGGAGAUGAACCUGUCAUCACGAGUGGUCUCCUACCAGAUCCGCUAUGAGGGCAACGUCACGGAUGACACGAGGAUCAAGUUCAUGACGGACGGUGUGCUGCUCAAGGAGAUCCAGAAGGACUUCCUGCUGCGGAGGUACAAGGUGGUGGUCAUCGACGAGGCCCACGAGAGGAGCGUGUACACGGACAUCAUCAUCGGCCUCCUGUCCCGCAUCGUGACCCUGCGGGCCAAGAGGGACAUGCCGCUCAAGCUGGUGAUCAUGUCGGCGACGCUGCGCGUGGAGGACUUCACACAGAACCCACGGCUCUUCGCCCAGCCGCCCCCUGUCAUCAAGGUGGCGUCGCGGCAGUUCCCGGUGACCGUGCACUUUAACAAGCGGACGCCCCUGGAGGACUACUGCGGCGAGACCUUCCGCAAGGUCUGCAAGAUCCACCGGAUGCUGCCGGCCGGCGGCAUCCUGGUGUUCCUGACUGGGCAGGCGGAGGUGCACGCCUUGUGCCGCAGGCUCCGGAAGGCCUUUCCCCACACCCGCUGCCACCCCCCAGAGGACGCCGAGAAAGAAUCCGCAGAGGAGAUGCGCAAGUUCAAGAAGUCGCGGGCGCGAGCCAGGAAGACCCAGGCCGCGACGCUGCCCAAGAUCAGCCUGGACAGCUACUCGGUGCUGCCUGCGGGCGAGGGCGACGAGGACAGGGAGGCGGAGAUGGACGAGGAGGAGGAUGCCCUCGGCUCCGACCUGGACCUGGACUUAGGGGACGGCGGGGCAGAUGGAGGCGAGCAGCCCGACGCCUCACUCCCACUCCACGUGCUCCCGCUCUACUCACUGCUGGCGCCCGAGAAACAGGCUCAGGUCUUCAAGCCUCCCCCGGAGGGGACACGGCUAUGCGUGGUAGCCACCAAUGUGGCUGAGACAUCCCUCACCAUCCCGGGCAUCAAGUACGUGGUGGACUGCGGAAAGGUCAAGAAGCGUUUCUACGACCGUGUCACCGCCGUGUCGUCCUUCCGCGUCACCUGGGUCUCCCAGGCCUCUGCAGACCAGCGGGCAGGCCGCGCUGGCCGCACAGAGCCUGGCCACUGCUACAGGCUCUACUCCUCCGCAGUUUUCGGGGACUUCGAGAAGUUUCCUCCUCCUGAGAUCACCCGGAGGCCCGUGGAGGACUUGAUCCUGCAGAUGAAGGCGCUCAACAUCGAGAAGGUCAUCAACUUCCCCUUCCCUACGCCCCCUUCUGUGGAGUCUCUCAUCGCAGCCGAGGAGCUGCUGGUAGCUCUGGGCGCCCUGGAGGCACCCCCGAGGACAGCAAGGCUGAAGCAGCUGCAGAGUCUACAGCUGAGCUGCCCCAUCACGGCGCUGGGCAGGACCAUGGCCGGCUUCCCUGUGGCACCCCGCUACGCCAAGAUGUUGGCGCUGAGCAGCCAGCAUGGCUGUCUGCCCUACGCCGUCACCGUCGUGGCCGCCAUGACCGUCCGGGAGCUAUUCGAGGAGCUGGACAGGCCGGCGUCCAGCGACCAGGAGCUUGCCCAGCUGAAGGUCCGCCGGGCGCGGGUGGCCCAGAUGAAGCGGGUCUGGGCCGGACAGGGCGCAUCGCUGAAGCUUGGCGACGUCAUGGUGCUGCUGGGUGCCGUGGGGGCCUGUGAGUUUGCAGGCUGCUCGCCGCAGUUCUGCGAGGCCCACGGGCUGCGGUACAAGGCCAUGCUGGAGAUCCGCCGUCUGCGUGGCCAGCUGACCACGGCAGUCAAUACUGUGUGCCCCGAGGUCGGACUCUUCGUGGACCCCCAGAUGCAACCCCCCUCCGAGAGCCAGGUCACCUUCCUGCGGCAGAUCGUGGUGGCCGGCAUGGGCGACCACCUGGCCCGCAGGGUGCAGAGCGAAGAGCUGUUGGACCCCGCCUGGAAGAACGCCUACAAGACGCCCCUGCUCGACGACCCCGUCUUCAUCCACCCCGGCUCCGUGCUCUUCAGGGAGCUCCCCGAGUUCGUGGUCUACCAGGAGAUCGUGGAGACCACCAAGAUGUACAUGAAAGGCGUCUCGGCCGUGGAGCCCCAGUGGGUGCCGCAGCUGCUGCCGUCCUACUGCCAGUUCGACCCGCCGCGGGAGGACCCGCCCCCCGCCUACUGCGACACGCGGGGCCGCGUGCAGUGCCACCGCAGUAGCGUGUUCUAUCGCGUCGGCUGGCCCCUCCCCGCCGUCCAGGUGGAUUUCCCCGACGGCAUCGACUGCUACAAGCACUUUGCCCGCUUCUUGCUGGAAGGACAGGUCUUCCCCAAGCUGGCCUCAUUCUGCAGCAGUCUGCUGUCCAGCCCUGGCACCAUGCUGAAGACGUGGGCCAGGCUGCAGCCCCGCACCGAGCACCUCCUGCAGGCAUUGGUCACCCAGAAGGCUGACAGCCGCGACGCUGUGCUGGCCGCCUGGGAGAAGAACCCAAGAUACCUGCUGCCCGAGUACUGCGAGUGGCUGCCACAGUCCCUGCACAGCGCUGUGGAGAAGGCCUGGCCCCCACGCUGACCCUGCUGACCUCAGCCUGAGCCUGACUGCAGUCUGCUCCAAGGAG
Messenger RNA from Sorex fumeus (smoky shrew), 3541 nucleotides. It is a transcript of the gene DHX37, whose product is annotated as DEAH-box helicase 37. Gene Ontology annotation, cellular component: nucleolus; intracellular anatomical structure. The record is from RefSeq and is a predicted model, not a curated record. The transcript has 27 exons. The coding region runs from base 61 to 3495 and encodes 1144 amino acids. Gene Ontology annotation, biological process: maturation of SSU-rRNA from tricistronic rRNA transcript (SSU-rRNA, 5.8S rRNA, LSU-rRNA). NCBI's taxonomy places the organism in Eukaryota, Metazoa, Chordata, Mammalia, Eulipotyphla, Soricidae. Gene Ontology annotation, molecular function: RNA binding; ATP binding.